UAUCCUUCUUUGCCUUGCAAAGAAAACCUAGUAGGCUGGAUAGACUGCUUGCUAGACGGGGGCGGGGGGCACGAAACAUUUGCCAUCACACGAAAAAGGACACUUAUGGGAGGAGCCUGAGCGUCGACUGCAUAUCAUCGUUUGAGAACAACACGUCCGCAGGAUUUGGGGAUAAGUUUGCGCGGAGUUUCUUUGUGUUGGGGGAUAUUGCUGGUAACGAGGCGGGGACUUCAGCAUGGAUUGGGGCACAGAGCUGUGGGACCAGUGCGACACAAUUGAUAAGCACACGCAGUCCGGCCUGGAGCUGGUGGAGAAGUACGUGAAGUUUGUGAAGGAGCGGACGGAGAUCGAGCAGCAGUACGCCAAGCAGCUGAGGAACUUGGUUAAGAAGUACGCGUCAAAGCGAGGCAAAGACGACCAGGAAAACAGGUUCACCAACCACCAGUCCUUCCAGGACAUCCUGAACGAGAUGAACGACUACGCCGGGCAGCGGGAGGUCAUCGCCGAGAACAUGAUGAUCAGGAUCUGCUGCGAGCUCACAAAGUAUCUACAGGAGCUGAAGCAGGAGCGCAAGUCGUAUCUACUGGAGGCAAAAAGAGCCCAGCAAAGCCUGGAAAACGGCUACAAGCAGCUGGAGAGCAGUAAGAAGCGCUUUGAGCGGGAGUGGCGGGAGGCGGAAAGGGCAGCCCAGUAUGCAGAGAAGACGGACCAGGACCUGAACGCCACCAAAGCCGACGUGGAGAAGGCCAAGCAACAGGCGCACCUGCGGACGCACAUAGCGGAGGAGUGCAAGAACGAGUACGCCUCCCAGCUGCAGAAGUUUAACAAGGAGCAGAACCAGUUCUACUACAGCAGCAUCCCUCAGGUCUUCAACAAGCUGCAGGAUAUGGAUGAGAGGCGUGUCCAGCGGCUCGCGGAGGGAUACGCGCUGUUCGCCGACACUGAGAAACGGGUGCUGCCCAUCAUCGGCAAAUGCCUGGAGGGCAUCACCAAGGCGGGCGCCAAUACUGACAGCAAGCAGGACUCGUUGACGCUCAUCGAGCAGCACAAGUCCGGCUUUGACCGCCCGGGAGACCUGGAGUUCGAGGACUACAGCCAGGGCAUCAACCGCACGUCGUCGGAGAGCAGCCUGGGCACCCCCAAGGGCCCGCUGGAACUGCUGGGCAAGAACAGGAACAAGCUGUGGCCAUUCAGUAAGAAGAGCAAGUUACCCUCCCCCCCGCUCACGCCCGUCUCCUCGCCCUACGUCCCCGCGAAUGGACCCCCCUCCCCCAAGUUCGCCCGGGACCCCCUGUCCUACUGUCUGAAGGAGAUCAAUAAGACAGUCAAACCCAGAAUGGCCUCCUUCCGCAGUCUCAAGCGAGCGCCGACAGCCACCGAGGAUUUCGCCCACCUGCCCCCAGAACAGCGUAGGAAGAAGCUCCAGCGGAAGAUGGACGACAUCAGGAAGGAGCUGCAGAAGGAGCAGGACCAGAGCGAGGCCCUGCUGAAGAUGAAGGACGUGUAUGAGAAGAAUUCUCAGAUGGGAAACCCAGACAGCCUGUCCCCCCAAAUAACACAGACUGCCCAGAACGUGGAGAGACUGCGGGGGGAGCUGGCCAAGUAUGAGUCGUGGCUGAUGGAGGCGGGGGGUCGUGGAGAGAGCGUGCGCUAUUCCAGCCAUCUGAACAACAACGGUGCCAUCAACAGGCCCAACAACGCUAACUCUGUGGAGGGCGACCUCUCCCAGCCCAUCUACACCGAGUUCGAGGACGACUUUGACGACGAGGAGGUGGACGCGCCCAUCGGCCAGUGUAUGGCACUCUACAGCUUCCCAGGAUCCAGCGAGGGGACCCUAUCCAUGCAGGAAGGAGACAUGCUGAGCGUCGUGGAGGAAGACAAGGGUGAUGGCUGGACCCGGGUACGAAGCACCAAUGGCGAUGAAGGCUACAUCCCCACCUCCUACGUGAAGAUCACCAUCCCUCAGUGAUG
Messenger RNA from Paramormyrops kingsleyae, 1971 nucleotides. It is a transcript of the gene trip10a, whose product is annotated as thyroid hormone receptor interactor 10a. The record is from RefSeq and is a predicted model, not a curated record. Lineage: Eukaryota; Metazoa; Chordata; Actinopteri; Osteoglossiformes; Mormyridae. Gene Ontology annotation, biological process: signal transduction. Gene Ontology annotation, molecular function: protein binding.